AUGUGCUUUCGGCCCGGCCUGGCCAUCAAAGUCAAGGAAUGCUUUCAGAAGGAGGCCGAGCGCCUGGCCCGCCAGAAGCAGAUGGCAGGUCCCUUUGGCUGGUUAGGUGAUGCAUUUGGUUUUGGGGCCGACAUGUGCGGCCUCGGGUUGCUUUCGGACAAAGGCGAGGUGUCCUUGCAGCAGAGGGCAAACCACAGCAGCGAUUUUGUCGUGGCUGCGGUAUGUGGAGGCAUGAGCGCUGGCAGUGCGAUCAUGGAUGCUGUCAACGGCGGAAUCGAGAAGGUGCACGACGCGGAGAACUUUGCCGCAGACGACUGCAAUCGGAUGGCUGCUGAGAUGACCUUGGAGAAACUGGAGGGAAUCGAGCAGACUUUGGGGGACGUGCAAGGCCAGAUUACCGAUGUUGAGAACAUGGUGGCUGCUGUGGGGGACCAGAUGCGAGUAAACCAUGCAGAGACCAAGCAGAUGCUGACGUCUUUGGCGAACCAAGUGCGCGAAGGGCAAGAAGCGAUGAGGCAGAUCGAAACAAACUUGGACAACCGCCUUCUCGCAAUCAGCAGAAACACUGCGACGUUGAGUGCGAAGCUCGAUCUGCUGUCCAACAAGCUGUCAAAAAGCAUGGAAGAGGCAGAGGCUGCGCAUUACCGGGAGCUCCUGGCACGCUUUUCUGCAGCCGCAGCAGUCAUUCGUGGAGCCUAUGAAGACAUCGUUGAGUCUGGCCGGAACAUCGAUCGUCACAAUGCCAGGCUGACGUUGCCCGUGGUAUCAAGCGGCCUUUCCGUGGCCAAGGAAGAGUCUGUCUCCUUGCAGGCCAGGUCACAGGAACAGCUGCAGAACAGUUGGGGCCGCGCGCGUGAUGCCUUUGCUGAUCUGACCGGGAUACUUUCCGAGGGCGGCCUGCUCUACCUGCACUUCAAACUCCUUCUCCAGGCUGAGGCAACUGACUGGGUGAAUACUCGUGAAAUACGAACAGUGUUUCUGGAGAUGGAUGCCUUCAUCACCGAGAUGACGUCGAAGCUGGAUGGGGACUACAUGUUGGCACGGUUCGUCGAAACCAUGAUGUACAUGGAUGCCAUGUUGGAGAGCUACCUCGCCCGCUUCCCCAACUACGAGACAAUCGGCGCCUACCUGCAGAACCUCGACGACUUCAAGAACAACCUUGCAGAGACAAAGGUGCGGCUGGCGGAGGACAGCCUCAGGGCCACCAUCCUCGAGGCGCCCAUGUUGGGUCGCUACCGGCCCUUGGAUUCCUGUGCAGCUGCUGCGUUCAGGUACGGCAUCGUGGACACAAUGGCCCGGUGGCGGCAGAGAAACGUCGCGACCGAGAAUUCUGUGCUUGUGAUCCCGAGCAAGCUCCUGCACGGAGAAGAUGGCGCCAUCUUCCACUGCAACCAACGCUCACCAACGGUCAAUAGCAACGUCAUCGUGGCAAACUUCAAUCCAGCCCCAACCGAUUGGACGGAUCAAAUAUCCAGCCCCAUGCAGCACAAUGGAAGAACGACAGACGUCCUGACGAUCGACUGUGGAGAGGACUAUGUGGUCGAUGGGACCAGUGUUCGCUCUGCCAAGGCACAGUGCAGCUGUCGGACGCAGGAGUCCAGCCCACCUGGGUGUCAUGCAAACCAUGGCUGCGUGCUGUACAAAGUCACGUGGACGUGCAACAUUCAUCCCUCGGGUCCGGCAUCUUCGCUGAAGUGCAAGCUCAAGAGCGAAGCGCCGCAGAAGACAGUGACGAAGACCAGCCCGCCGAGCCACAGCGUCACGAAGCAGAUCGGCAGCGAUGGUCAAGCUUUCACCAUGCUCACGACGUACCUCGAGCGGCUGACUGCAGGCCUGCUUACGAAGAAGGUGUCCGGCGAGAAGUGCUACCGCAUCGGCGAGAACGGCCUGGGCAUCAAGGUGGGGAACAACUUCGUCCAGAUUGGCAAGUGGCGUCUGGCGAUGAUCAACUCCGCCCACUUCUCCCUGUCACAUAGCGAAGGCCAGACACCCCAGAUCUGGCGCAGUGAUGGGACGAUGCACCCAGGUCCUCGUACAGACUGGGGAUCGUGGGGGUGGGCAGAAGGCGUCACGCUGACCUCACUGAGCAUGGACACCAGCCAGUAUGGCGUCUUCUUUGGGGACCGUUUCAUCCAGGUGGGAAAUUGGAGGUUUGGGCAGACGGACCCUUCUCACUUCACCAUUUCCGUCAAGAACCCCAAUGGCCAGGUUCGGACCGUCCAGAUCUUCCGGCGGGACGGGUUGGUCGUCACGCUCGGGCCCCCCAGCGAAGCCGCCUACAACACAUGGGGCUUUCAUCGAGACAGACCCCAAGGCAUCAGCUUCGGAGAUCACUUCCUUCAGAUCGCUGGCUUUCGCCUCUCCGCCACCGCCGACGCGAACGGAGACGCCUUCACCAUCUCCCAUACAACAGGAGUCGAUCCGAAAAGCCACAACACGGCCAAGACCAUCAUGGCCUACAGGAAAGCUGGCACCCACUAUGUUCCGGGGGCUGGUGCUCCGCAGCGUCAAGUCUCCACGUUUGCAAGGCCUGCGUGCCAGGAAGACACGCCGAACAUGGCGUGA
Molecule: messenger RNA, 2565 nt
Organism: Symbiodinium natans
Lineage: Eukaryota; Dinophyceae; Suessiales; Symbiodiniaceae
Source: the annotation of a GenBank genome assembly